This is a messenger RNA of Lontra canadensis (Northern American river otter), 1990 nucleotides long. It is a transcript of the gene SSTR2, whose product is annotated as somatostatin receptor 2. The transcript has 2 exons. Gene Ontology annotation, cellular component: membrane; neuron projection. Bases 348 to 1457 code for a protein of 369 amino acids. Gene Ontology annotation, biological process: neuropeptide signaling pathway; cellular response to estradiol stimulus; cellular response to glucocorticoid stimulus. The record is from RefSeq and is a predicted model, not a curated record. Gene Ontology annotation, molecular function: somatostatin receptor activity; neuropeptide binding. Lineage: Eukaryota; Metazoa; Chordata; Mammalia; Carnivora; Mustelidae.
CGCGGGGCCAGUCCCGGCGACGCAGCCACCCGUGCGCGAGCGGUCGCUCGGCCACCCGCUCCCCAGCCCCAGUCCGCGCUCGGCGCCGGGGGUCUGCGGGCCGUUCGGGCUCCGGGCGGCGCACGGGGCCGGCGGGAGCCGGCAGCGCAGGACGCCGAGCUCCAGGUGCCCGGCUAGCGGCUGCGCGCCCGGGUACCGGCUGGGUUGGGGACUGUCGCUGGGUGCUGAGCUAGUGGAUUGCAGCGGAAAAUCAAAGAUGUCACAGUGGAUCCUUUGCCUCCAGGACACAUUAAGGUGAGAAUACGAUCUCUGACUGUCUGGAACUAGCCUGAGACUGUAAGGCAGCCAUGGAUAUGGGAUAUGAGCUACUCAAUGAGAGCCGCACUUGGCUUUCCCCUCCAUUUGACCUUGAUGGCUCUGUGGUGGCGGCCAACAGCUCCAACCAGACAGAGCCGUACUAUGAUCUGACCAGCAACGCAGUCCUCACAUUCAUCUAUUUUGUGGUCUGCAUCAUUGGAUUGUGUGGCAACACACUUGUCAUUUAUGUCAUCCUCCGCUAUGCCAAGAUGAAGACCAUCACCAACAUUUACAUCCUCAACCUGGCCAUCGCAGACGAGCUCUUCAUGCUAGGUCUGCCCUUCCUGGCCAUGCAGGUGGCUCUGGUCCACUGGCCCUUUGGCAAGGCCAUUUGCCGGGUGGUCAUGACUGUGGAUGGCAUCAAUCAGUUCACCAGCAUUUUCUGCUUGACGGUCAUGAGCAUAGAUCGAUACCUGGCUGUGGUCCACCCCAUCAAGUCGGCCAAGUGGAGAAGACCCCGAACGGCCAAGAUGAUCAAUGUGGCCGUGUGGGGAGUGUCCCUGCUGGUCAUCUUGCCUAUCAUGAUAUAUGCUGGGCUUCGGAGCAACCAGUGGGGAAGAAGCAGCUGUACCAUCAACUGGCCAGGUGAAUCUGGGGCAUGGUACACGGGGUUCAUUAUCUACACCUUCAUCUUGGGGUUCCUGGUGCCCCUCACCAUCAUCUGUCUUUGCUACCUGUUCAUUAUCAUCAAGGUGAAGUCCUCUGGGAUCCGAGUGGGUUCCUCCAAGAGGAAAAAGUCUGAGAAGAAGGUCACGCGGAUGGUGUCCAUAGUGGUGGCGGUGUUCAUUUUCUGCUGGCUUCCCUUCUACAUCUUCAAUGUCUCCUCUGUCUCAGUGGCCAUCAGUCCCACCCCAGCCCUUAAAGGCAUGUUUGACUUUGUGGUGGUCCUCACCUAUGCUAACAGCUGUGCCAACCCUAUCCUGUAUGCCUUCUUGUCUGACAACUUCAAGAAGAGCUUCCAGAAUGUCCUCUGCUUGGUCAAGGUGAGCGGCACAGAUGACGGGGAACGGAGUGACAGUAAACAGGACAAAUCCCGGCUGAAUGAGACCACGGAGACCCAGAGGACCCUCCUCAAUGGAGACCUCCAGACCACUAUCUGAACGGCUUGAAAAAGAAAUAAUACGCCAAGCUCUGCCAAGUGGCAUGUGCUCCCUGCCCCCAACCCUCCCUUCCUCCCAUCCGUCACACCUGGCUUCUAGAAUAGGGAAUUGCUCAGCAUGAGUCCAAUCAGAGAAUAGUGUUUGAGUCAGCUUGUCUGAGUGAAAGAUAAUGUAUUAAAUUGGUGACACGCCCCCCUUCCCUUUAAAGUGAACAUUUAAAUGCAGGCAGACAAUUCCAAGUCAGGAGAAGACGAGAUCAUGCCUGGGUGUGAUCUGUAGAAAUGGUGAAGCUCAACAAAAAUAGAAAAGUAUAUCUGCGUGUUUAAAACCUAAUAUGUAACCUGUGGUCUUAACAUUUAUACUUAUCUCUUCUACUACUCUCUAGCCCCUGUAUAGUCAUUACCUAUGUUUCCUGUGUUCCAAAGUACACGAGUAGUAAUCGAAGUGUGCCUAGUGUAGGUGGACGUUUAUUCCAAUAUGGUACCCGCAGAAAUGGACCUGCCACAAAGCCAAUAAAGUUUAAGAUUCAGGGA